AGAAUAAAGGACAGAGGAAAGUGUUUCUCCCCAACAAGCUGCUCGAUUGUCUCCCUCGCUCGUCCACGCUGACUAACGAGCGCCUACGCUGGAACACUAACGAGGAGAUCGCUUCUUACCUGAUUUCAUUUGACAGACAUGACGAGUGGCUCUCCUGCAGCCUGAAAACCAGGCCGAAGAAUGGCAGCAUCAUCCUGUACAACAGGAAGAAGGUGAAGUACAGGAAGGAUGGAUACUGCUGGAAGAAAAGGAAGGAUGGAAAGACGACAAGAGAGGACCACAUGAAGCUCAAGGUCCAGGGCAUGGAGUGCCUUUAUGGUUGCUACGUCCAUUCCUCCAUCGUACCGACAUUCCACAGACGAUGCUACUGGCUGCUGCAGAACCCAGACAUUGUGCUGGUCCACUACCUGAAUGUGCCCUCCCUGGAGGAUUCUGGGAAGUGCAGUCCACUGCUGUGUGCAGUGGCCGACCGCCAUGACAGCGUGAGGUGGAGCCGAGAUGAUCUACUGAACCAGCUGAAGCCCAUGUUUCACAGUAUGAAGUGUUCUCUGGGCUCAGGUGAUUUCAGCAUCGAGGAGUUGGUUCAACACAUCCUGGACCGACAGAGAACCAAACCCCAGCCUCGCACACACACCUGUCUGUGUAACACGGCCCAAGUGUCUCCAGGAGUGAACAUUCCUCACCGCUGUAACAGCACCAAGCAUCGCAUCAUCUCCCCCAAACUGCCCCCCUUCUCCUGCAGACCCUCCCCCUCCCCCCUCUGCUCUGAGGGGGGGGAGGCAGGAGGGGGAGGAGAAGCCAAGCUGCCUCACAUCCAGGCUCAGAGCAGCCCCGCCUCUUCUCCCUGCCCCGCCUCCACCUCGGCCUCGUCGCCCCCUCAGCCCCACAGAGCCACCAUCACCAUGAACAACCAUGGCAACAGCUUCUACGGCGACCGGAGCAGCAACCUGACGACAGUGGCGCUGCCCCAGAAUGCUGUCAUUGUCAUGGCAACAACCACCGCCAUUGCUGGAGGAGGAGGGGGGCAGGGAGGGGGUGGGGCCAGAGGGGACGAAGCAGGACAAAGGAGGAGCCUUUCACUCACCCGUUCGGGCCAGUUGCUGCUCUCCCCCACCCUCCCCCCUUCUGCAGACAUGCCCACCUGCCCCUCCCCGACCUCCUCAUGCUCACCCACUCCCUCCUCCCUCCCCCCUCCUGAUGUACAAGCGCCGGGUGUCACCACCCUCUCUCUCACCCUCCUCCCGUCUCCUGUCAUCGGAGGCCUGCUCCUCAGCCCCUCCUCCUCCUCUACUUCACUUCGCUCCCCUCCCCCUCCUGCUGACACCACUCCUCAUUCUCCCCCCUCCUCCCCUUCACCACCUCCACCUCCCCCAUCCCUCCCCCCCACCUUCGACCCUGACUACUUCCUAAACUCCCCCAAACAGGGUCAGACGUAUGGUGGCCCUCCUCACCCCUCCUCCUCCACUCCCUCCCCUGUCCUCUGCUCCUCCUCCUCCUGCCCUCUCUCUCCCCCCUCCCUGGCUCUCUCCCCCACCUCCACCCCUCCCUCCUCCGUCUCCCCUCCCUCCUCGCUCUCCUCUCUCUCCUUCUCCUCCUCUGAGGUGGACAAGCGAGACUCGAUCCUCACCCUCCCCUCCCUUUCGUCUUCAUCUUCCUCUCCACCUUCGUCCUCCCUCCCCCCCUCCCUGUCUCCCACCCCCUCUGUGGCCCCGCCCCUCCUCCACCUCUGCCUGGAGCUUGAUGCUCUGGGGCAGUUUGAGGGAGAGAGGGGGGAGGAGGUGGGGUGCGAUGAAGAGGAGGUGAAGAACAGUGGAGAGGACGAUGACGAUGAUGAAGGCAGAGCUCCUCCCACCAAACUGGCGCUGCUGCAGCCUAACCACGCCUCCUCCGGCUCGUUGCUACAGCAACAGACAGGAAGUAGCGCUGCGUCACUGCUCCUGAUUUGUCAAGACUCAGCAGCACCUCUUACCCAGACAGCCAAUCAGACGCACAGACAAGCUAAUGGACAGCAUUCAUUGGUUCUGAGACGGCCCUACAAUCACCAGUCGGCAACUGAAGCCCCGGCCCUGGCUCAGAUAUCCCAUCAGCCCCUGGUGCUGCAGCAGUCGUCACUGUUUGCUAAGGCGGUGUCUUCACCGGCUGCUGUCGCCAUGGUUCCAGCUCACCUGGCGACUGCUCAGAUUCAGGUGAAGGAGGAGAGCAGGCGGGGCUACGACGCAGAGGAUGCCUGCAUGGACACACCCGUGGAGGAGGAGGCCGGACCCUGCGAACAGGCAGGGGAGGAGCUUGACAUCUCCUUCGACAGCCAGUUUCCUGACCUAAUCUCGGACCUCAUCACAGAGGAGGCCAAUCCCGUCACAGCUCACCCCUCCACCGCUGUCACGUCAAACCCAGCUGUGUUCGCUGCAGGGGUUCGAUACAUGGUGCCCCCCCAGCCCUCCCCCUCCUCCUCCUUCCUCCCCUUCCCUCAACCGCUGCCCUCCCCCUCCUCCACCCGCCUUGCCUCCAUCACCGACUUCUCCCCAGAGUGGUCUUACCCCGAGGGGGGGGUGAAGGUGUUGAUAACGGGUCCGUGGAGCGAACUGUUGGGUCGAUACUCAUGUGUUUUUGAUCAGAGCACCGUCCCUGCAUCACUGAUUCAACCUGGAGUACUGCGCUGCUACUGCCCGGCCCACGAGGCUGGUUUGGUCUGUCUGCAGGUUCUGGAGUCUGGGGGUUCCAUUUCUUCGUCUGUUCUGUUCGAGUACCGAGCGAGGAACGCCAGCUCCCUGCCCAGCUCGCAGCUCGACUGGCUCUCAUUGGACGAUAAUCAGUUCAGGAUGUCCAUCCUGGAGCGUCUGGAGCAGAUGGAGCGUAGGAUGGCAGAGAUGGCCGCCCGUGACAACAACAACAACCACCAACAACAACAACAACAACAGCACAGCAACCAGCUGGCAACACCCCCCCCACCACCCCUACCUGAGGAACAGGAACAGUCCUCUCAGUGGUUUGAGAGGAGGAUUGUGGGAGUUUGUGAACGAAUGAUGAGGGUAGGACGAUGGGGAGGAAGAGGAGGAGGAGAGAGGCUUCAUCACUCCAUCCGUCACCGCGGGAUGACACUGCUCCACCUGGCUGCUGCACAGGGAUACACACACCUGAUACGCACUCUGAUCCGCUGGAGGAGCGUGAACAGCGACAGUUUGGACUUGGAACAGGAAGUUGAUCCUCUCAACGUCGACCACUUCUCCUGCACCCCGCUGAUGUGGGCGUGUGCUCUGGGUCACCAGAGGGCAGCGGAGCUCCUCUACAGCUGGAACAUUCUGGCUCUGGGGAUCCCCGAUUCGCUGGGACGUCUGCCACUCGCUGUCGCUCGCUCCCGAGGACACACCCGACUCGCCAUGGCACUGGAGGAGCUGCACACACAGUGCACACGCUCUCACACCACACCCAGGGACACGCACAUGUCUGAAGUGGACACACCGGCCACGCCACAGCUGCCCCUGUCGCCUCUGUCCACGAGCCCAGACACAGGUCUGAGCUCGUCCAGCAGCCUCCCCUCUCCCAGUGACCCCUCGUCCACUUCCCCGAGCUCCGCCUACUCGAGUGGCCCUGCCCCCAUGGAUACCUCCCCGUCCUCCCCUUCUUCUCCUUCCUCGCCCUCUUCCUCUCUGCCUGUCUCCCCUCCCUCUGCCCCCUCCCCCCUGCUGUCCUCACUUCCACCCGUGUCCAUGUGGGGAGAAGAGCCCAACGUUGGAUUCAGCCCAGGUCUGAACCCCAGAGGCUCCAGAGACUCUCCUCUUUACCAAAUGGACUAUGAGAGCACCUCCCCCGGCCACACGCACAUUUACACUCAUACGGGCGGGCGGCGGGCGCACACUGCGUCGAGGCUGGAGAAGCACCUGUUGAGCUACAGCGAGAAUGCCGAGAACGAAGGCGAGGAGGACGAGUACCUGGAGGAGGAGGUGCUGCAG
Messenger RNA from Paralichthys olivaceus (Japanese flounder), 3950 nucleotides. Lineage: Eukaryota; Metazoa; Chordata; Actinopteri; Pleuronectiformes; Paralichthyidae. The record is from RefSeq and is a predicted model, not a curated record.